AUGUCCUCAUUUUUUCCCACUAGCGACCAACCCCCUCCCCCCGAUUUUUCCCUCCCCAAGCCUCCAGAUCCCAUUUUCCUCUGUCGGUGGCCAACCGACCGCUGGAUCUCGCUUCUUCAAACCCUCGAUCGCCUCUCCGAGCCCCCAUCCACUGGAUCUCGAGCCUCUCAGCUGCCUCCUUUGUCUCUGAGCCCUGACUGCCUCCCCGAGCCCCCGAUCGCCUCCCUGAGCCUCGAUUCCCCAGCUGCCUCCCCGAGCCCCCGGCCUGCCUCCCCUUGGCUGUCUCUCCGAGCCCCCAUCCAUAGGAUCUUGAGCCCCUCGGUCACCUCCUACCUCUUCGAGCCGUCGGCUCGCCUCCCCCCCAUCCUCGGCUCACCUCCCCCAACUGUCUUCAGUCCUUCUCUUUCUCCCACCGUCGGAUCUGACUUCCUCGAGCUAGGCACCACUGACAUAUCCAGUUAG
Messenger RNA from Elaeis guineensis (African oil palm), 462 nucleotides. Lineage: Eukaryota; Viridiplantae; Streptophyta; Magnoliopsida; Arecales; Arecaceae. The record is from RefSeq and is a predicted model, not a curated record.